AUGUCGAAAAAGGGUUGUGAAUUGUGCAGCAAUCCAGCGAGAAUGUUUUGUGAAUCGGAUCAAGCUAGCCUUUGUUGGGAUUGUGAUGAGAAGGUGCACGGUGCAAAUUUUCUUGUUGCUAAGCAUACUAGGAGCCUUCUUUGCCACGUCUGUCAAUCUCCGACGCCGUGGAAAGCCGCCGGUGCGAAGCUGGGGCCGACAGUUUCUAUUUGCCACACUUGUGCAGAAAACCAAGUGACUACUCCUAGAGAUGAAGACGAUGAUUCUCAAGAAAGUGAAAGUGAUGAUGGGGAGUACUAUAGUGACAGUGAUGAUUAUGUGGAGGGAGAGGAGGAAGAAGAGGAGGACGGCGAGAAUCAGGUGGUGCCAUGGUCAAAUUCUAGUUAUACACCACCGUCUCCGCCUCAGCAGCCGCCUGUAGCGAGCUCUUCCAGUAGCGAAGCUGACAAUGUUUCUUUUACCUCAUUGAAAAGAAUGCGAUACAACCCAUUUGAGUCCGAGGAUGAAGAUGCGUGCUGUUCCUUGGAAUCCAAAUUCACUGCAUCAAAUUUAUCAUCUGGGCACUGUUUUCAAGAAUCUGAGAUUAUGGGUUCGUCCACAACGAGCCUGUUUAGACCAUUGAAGUUGCAGAGGGCGGGAGAAGAGGCUCCGAUUAAGUCCAGGACGGCGGCGAUCGUCGCUUCACUCAGAAGAUUCCAGCAAGAAAUUGUGUCUGGGGAAGAAGAUGCAUCUGCAAUUAUUCUAGGCCUUAGCAAACUCACCAGAGAUUCUUAA
Messenger RNA from Fraxinus pennsylvanica, 774 nucleotides. NCBI's taxonomy places the organism in Eukaryota, Viridiplantae, Streptophyta, Magnoliopsida, Lamiales, Oleaceae. The record is from the annotation of a GenBank genome assembly.